Lonchura striata (white-rumped munia) is the source of this 1266-nucleotide messenger RNA. RefSeq names its product centrin 2 (gene CETN2). NCBI's taxonomy places the organism in Eukaryota, Metazoa, Chordata, Aves, Passeriformes, Estrildidae. The record is from RefSeq and is a predicted model, not a curated record. Gene Ontology annotation, molecular function: calcium ion binding.
GCGUGGGGGCGACAGCCAAUGGGAGGGCACGAUAUUGCGGCUGGCCGGCCGUAACCGGAGGGAUGGUUUCCCGUUCCCCCCCGAGCCGGCCGUGCCUUGCCGAGGCCUGCGGCUUUAAGAAGGCGUCGCUGGGAGCCGCGGCGCAGAGGAAGAAGGGGAGCCCCAGGCUGGAGCUGCCGGAGGAGCAGCAGCGGGAGAUCCGCAGCGCCUUCGAGCUCUUCGAUGCCGACGGCAGCGGCAGCAUCGAUGUCAAGGAGCUGAAGGUAGCCAUGAGGGCCCUGGGGUUUGAACCUAAGAAAGAAGAGAUCAAGAAAAUUAUCUCAGACAUCGAUAAGGAAGGGACAGGAAAAAUCAGCUUCAGUGACUUCCUGGCAGCAAUGUCACAGAGAAUGGCUGAAAAAGAUUCCAAGGAGGAGAUUCUCAAAGCUUUCAAACUCUUUGAUGAUGAUGAAACUGGAAAAAUCUCUUUCCAAAACCUCAAACGUGUGGCCAAAGUGCUGGGGGAGAACGUCACUGAUGAGGAGCUGCAGGAGAUGAUUGAUGAGGCAGAUCGGGAUGGGGAUGGGCAAGUGAGCGAGAAGGAAUUCCUGAGGAUCAUGAAGAAGACUGGCCUUUACUGAAGCUCAGUGGAUUUAUUCCUUGGCACUUGGGUACAUUCCUUAGGGAAUGAGAGCCUCACUUUUGUAGUGUCUUGAGUUCUUUGGAGGCAGCAGAAAAUACAGGUCAGUUCUGUUAGAAGGUUUUGGUGUUGAAUAUUUUUGUUUAGAAGUUCUAAAGGUAUUUGGGAGCAGUUUGCACCACUGUUUUCAGGCAGCAAUGUGGUUGCUGGUUAUGAUGUUUACACUGCUUUAAAUACACAAAUCACAUUUUUGGGACCAAAUUCAGAUCCUUUUCUGACUAAAAAAUGGGUCCAAACUAUUCCAGUUGACUCCAAACCAGACAGUGUCAAUCUAUUGCUCAGUGUAAAUCUAUUUUGGGUUUAUGUCUUGGUUUGGGCCCUACAGUGAACUCUUUCUAUGACAUAUUUGCAGGAUCCACCUUUUCAGAACCUGUUUUAUGGGAUUAUUCUAUUCCCCCUUCUCUAGGGCAUUCUUUAAACUCAAACUAAAAUAAACUGCUGCAAUUUACCUUGUGUUCAGUUCACAUGGCUAAGGAAAUUUUUGCAGAAGGAUAGUCCCAGUGAUGCUGCUGAGGGCUCUGUGCUUGCAGGAACGCUCAGAGGCUGCAGAUGGGAUUGGAUUUCAAAUAAAAUCUUAUUUUAAGCCA